Molecule: messenger RNA, 696 nt
Organism: Plasmodium malariae
Lineage: Eukaryota; Apicomplexa; Aconoidasida; Haemosporida; Plasmodiidae
Product: HSP20-like chaperone, putative
Exons: 1
Coding region: 1-696 (231 amino acids)
Biological process (GO): response to heat; response to salt stress; response to hydrogen peroxide
Source: RefSeq, a predicted model, not a curated record
AUGGUUGAAAUAAAUAGCGGAAAGUCAAACGUUGUAAUAGAAACACCAGGCGGAGCACUGGUGCAGGGGAGUGUGCCUAUAGUAUUAUCUACCCCAGUUGACAGUAACUACUGCAGUGCUUAUUCAUAUAGUACUCCAGUUUCAAGUUCAUACACCUCAUCUCACCAUAAUGAAUAUAAAUAUAACUGUACUAAAUAUAUGACGAAACCACAAAAUAAUCAAAACGCUGAAUAUAUAAAAACAUUUGAAAGACCAAAGACAUUAUACUAUGAAACUAUUCCAUUAAAAAGCGUUAGUACAAAUAAUAUUUUCGAAAUAGCUCCAUCACAUGAAGAAUUAAGUAAAAUAACUUACAACCCUAGAAUAGAAAUAUAUUCAACAUCAGAUUUUGUAGUAAUAAUGAUGAACAUACCAGGUGUUUCUAAAGAGAAUUUGCAAGUUGAACUUGAAAAAGGAUUACUACGAAUUUUUGGACAUAAAUAUAAACCUAAAAUUGAAGAAUUAGAAAAUCAAAAUGAAUAUCACACAAAAAUUAUUGAAAGGGUUAGUGAAUACUAUUUCUGCAAAAUUUUCCAAAUGCCCCCAGCUUUUUCAGAAGAACAAAGGAUAUCAUGUAUGCUAAAGGAUGGAGAGCUUAUAAUUAAAAUUUUAGCUAGCCAGUUGAAAACACAGAAAAGAGUUAUCGAAAUACAGUAG